AUGAUGGAUCACAAUCAAGGUACCGACCUUGAAACUCUGUGGAUGCGCGGCCUGAAACCCAAGGAAAAAGAAACCAUUCUCAAUGAUAUUGCAACUAUCUUGACUCAACUUCGAACACUUCAUCCCCACAAAGAAGGAGUGGUUGCGUCCGCGCAGGGUGGUGCCAUUCUUGAUUACCGUAUUGGGAGUCAACUAGUCGGCCCAUUUCAGUCUCAUUCCAGCUUCCACUCUUUUUUACGGGGUGGCGUUCCACUGGAAAACACGGCUCAGAUUUUUGGGGAAGAUAUUGCAUCUUGUCAUAGCAACAAUUAUCGGACGUUCUUCUCGCAUUCAGAUUUGGCCCCGCGGAAUAUUAUCAUUCGCAAUGGCAGAAUUGUGGGAGUUGUUGACUGGGCACUUGCAGGCUGGUACCCAGAAUAUUGGGAUCUAACGAAGGCAUAUUACACUUCAUUCAAGGUGCCGGACUGGCCCGAGAGCAUCAAACUUAAGCUUCCUUCAUAUGCGGACGAGCUCAUGGCAGAACGCCUUCUUUGGAGACUCUACGAUGAACCAGGAAAUGUUUCGCGCAACUACGGAUUCACGUUGUUCUUAAUCCUGAAGAACCAGUCUCUUUCCGAGUUCAGGUCUUGCCCAGUUUCAUCAUCCAACCGAACGCCGUCCGAAACGUCGUAUGCCAUGUUGUCGCGGCCGUUGGAUUUCUUAGGUGCUAACAAAACUCCUCAGUGGUAUGCACCAUGGGCCAAGUGGCAGAUGUCUUUCAGCAUGGAUCAAGAUUCAGAGCGCGGAAUGAUCAUCGCCUCUUCCGCGGGUAAUUGGAAAACACAAAAUCAUGGCGAAAAAGUCAAACUUGCAGCGGACGGAGAGCGUGAUUCAUGUAAACAAAACGAAAUUUCCGACAAAUCCGAUCCCAUUUGGCAGUCGACUAGGCUCCAGCCUUGGCGGGAGAGGACUCGCGAUGAAGGCAAUUAUACAAAUGUUGAUAUUUGCGGCGAUGACAGAUGUGCCUCGCAUAGCCUAGGUCGUUUCCACGAAAAUGUCACCCAGCAAAAACAGCGAGCGGUCGUUCAGGGAAGUAAUAUGAAUGUAUCGCACCGUUACCUGAACAUGGAGAAUGCGGGCGCCUUGCUGCUGGAUAGUCAGCUGGGUUGGAUAAAGAAGGUCCCCUAG
Messenger RNA from Histoplasma mississippiense, 1167 nucleotides. RefSeq lists its product with no specific name. The transcript has 8 exons. NCBI's taxonomy places the organism in Eukaryota, Fungi, Ascomycota, Eurotiomycetes, Onygenales, Ajellomycetaceae. The coding region runs from base 1 to 1167 and encodes 388 amino acids. The record is from RefSeq and is a predicted model, not a curated record.